Molecule: messenger RNA, 2612 nt
Organism: Triplophysa rosa
Lineage: Eukaryota; Metazoa; Chordata; Actinopteri; Cypriniformes; Nemacheilidae
Gene: gja1a
Product: gap junction protein alpha 1a
Exons: 2
Coding region: 215-1294 (359 amino acids)
Biological process (GO): cell communication
Cellular component (GO): connexin complex
Source: RefSeq, a predicted model, not a curated record
ACUUCAACUUUUCCCCUUCUGACUCAGACGUUCUGCCGGAUGGAUGAGGGAACAUUCUCUGGGAAAACUUCAUUUUAUUCCCAUUUCUGAGGGCUUGCAAAUCGAAAUGUUUUACAGAUAGUGAUUGUAAUGGUCAAGGAGUUUAGGAGCCAUUUUUAAGAGAUUCCAGCUUGAGGUUUGGUCUUCUAUUGCUUAAGACGGUCCAUCUUUCAUCAUGGGUGACUGGAGUGCACUGGGGAAACUUCUUGACAAGGUCCAGGUGUACUCGACAGCGGGAGGCAAGGUCUGGCUCUUCAUCCUCUUCAUCUUUCGGAUCCUGGUUUUGGGAACGGCGGUGGAGUCGGCAUGGGGAGACGAGCAGUCGGCGUUCAAGUGCAACACGCUGCAGCCCGGCUGCGAGAACGUGUGCUACGACAAAUCCUUCCCCAUCUCCCACGUGCGCUUCUGGGUGCUGCAGAUCAUAUUCGUGUCCAUGCCGACCCUGCUGUACCUCAGCCACGUCAUGUUCCUCAUGCACAAGGAGGAGAAGCUGAAUAAAGAGGAGGAUAAACUAAGAGAGGUCCAGAGCAAAGGCGGAGACGUGGAUGCGCUUCUGAGGAAAAUCGAAAUGAAGAAGUUCAAGUACGGCCUGGAAGAUCACGGCAAGAUCAAAAUGCGAGGAGGGAUAUUUUACACCUACAUAUUGAGCAUCGUGCUGAAGUCCAUUUUUGAGAUAGGUUUUCUGUUAAUACAAUGGCAUCUUUAUGGAUUCAAGCUUUCUGCCUAUUAUACGUGUCAAAGGUUCCCCUGUCCCCAUAAAGUGGACUGUUUCCUGUCCCGUCCCACGGAGAAGACAGUUUUUAUCAUCUUCAUGCUGGUCGUCUCACUUGUCUCUCUAGCUCUCAACGUCUUUGAGUUUUUCUACGUGAUUUUCAUGCGGAUGAAAGACCAAAUCAAGGAGUCCGAGAGAAACUUUGACAGAACCUGCUAUAGCAAGCCCUGUCCGAGGAACCUGUCCAGUUACGGGUAUUACAACGACUGUUCCGCGCCCGUCCCCAAUCUGGGGUACAAUCUAAAUAUGGGCGACAAGUCGAACUCUUCCGACAAUUACGACAAGCAUGCCAAUGAGCAGAACUGGACGAAUUACAGUACAGAACAGAACCAGUUGGGAAAGAAGGACUAUUGCCACACCCAACGCUUUCCGUACCCGGAGAAAGGGACUCUGGGGAAAGAUCUUCUUCUGCUUAAAGAGCUUGAACCUCGAGCCAGUAGUCGAGCGAGUAGUCGGGCCAGACCCGAUGAUCUGGACAUCUAGCAGAGACCUUGAUAAAGGGCCUUAUUGACAAUUUCUAAAUGUCACAUCUCUGAAAGGAGGACACAGUUCUACAUCCAAAGAAUGCAGAUUUAGCAUUUAUAUUUAUAUUUAUUUUUGUGUUUUGUAUUUUAUUAUAGUUCAUGAGAAAUGGUUGAGAACAGUAUUUAUGCACUGUAAAAAGAAUUCCACUUAUUUGAACGUAAAAACUGCCUUCAAUUUAAAGUUACAUUAAAGGGAUAGUUCACCCAAAAAUGAAAAUCCUGUCAUCCUUUACUCACCUUCGAGUUGUUCAAAAUCUGUAUAAAUGUCUUUGUUCUGAUGAACACAGAGAAAGAUAUUUGGAAGAAUGCUUAUAACCAAACAGAUCUUGCCCCCCAUUGACUGUCAUAGUAGGAAAAAUUACUUUAUUUUUUUUCUGUUGAACACAAAAUAAGAUAUUUUGAAGAAUGUAGGACAGCAAACCGUUCUGGGGCACUUUUGACUACCAUUGUGUUUUUCCUACUAUGGGAGUCAACGGGGGGCAAAAUCUGUCUGGUUUGAAGCAUUCUUCCAAAUAUCUUUUUCUGUGUUCAUCAGAACAACGACAUUUAUACAGAUUUGGAACAACUCGAAGGUGAGUAAAGGAUGACAGGAUUUUCAUUUUUGGGUGAAGUAUCUAAACAAGUCACUUGAUUUUAAAUGUUAUUUAACUGACUUCAAAAACCUAGUUGUAUUUCGUAUAACUUAAAAUGAAGUUUAAAUGGGUAAAAGUUAUGAAAAAAUGUGUUAACAUGACUUUUUGAGUACAUCAUUUGAAAAUGUUCUGAUUGCGAAACACCUCAACCUUAUUUUCAAAUAAACAUUGAAUUUUGUUUGUUUAUUUGGCACAUAAACUGGGAUUUUUUUGUAUAUUCAACCUUAAGAUUUUUUGGAACAAAUUCAUAUGAAUGUAUAAUGCAAGGUGUAUAUCUUAGAUAUGUACGUCAAUUUUUCUUUUAUGUUUUUCACUACAUCAUCGUCCCAAAAACAUUCAAGCUAUUUUUCCAGUCUUUGAAUUUCACAAUUGAACUAAUGUCAUUCUACAGCUGGGUAAAACAUUAAGACUAUUCCAAAUUUUUAUUUAAGCAGCAUUUCUAGAUGUAUUGUGGCCAUUUCAGUCCAGUGUCUGUUGCAUUUCAACAAAAUCAAAGCUCAGGAGUGACAAAGUCAUCCAACAGCAAUGUGAAAGACUGACAUCAUGACAAGACACAUGAAAACUGAAAUAAAAAUCCAGGUUAUCGCAUAAAAAAUAUUUUUGAACUUUUCCUAAAUACAUGUACAAAUAUGACUGUUGUAUUGC